AUGUGCUGCGCCAUGGCGAGCACCUCCAUGUGGUUCGCCACGGACUGCGUGGUGCGCACCCUGGAGUGGGACGUCCCCGUCCUGGAGAACGUCUUCUUGCGCUCCGCCCUCAGCAUCCCCACCCUGCUGCUCGCCUCUUGGCUGCUGGGCAUCAAGCCCAUCCUGGGCCACCUCAAGUCCGCGCCCUUCCUCCUGCUGCGGGGACUGGUGGGCUCCAUCACCUGGAUCUCCGUCUUUGGCGCCCUGCUGCUGAUCCCGAUGGGCGACGCCCUGGCGCUGCUGUUCGCCUCCAACGCCGUGGUGGCGGUCACGGCCCGCCUGCUGCGCCUGGACCAACGGUUCCGGUGGUUCUCCUACCUUGGCGUGGCGUGCUCUCUGCUGGGGAUCAUCUUCAUCACGCGCCCGCCGCUCAUCUUCGGCGGGGAGGGCGACCUCACCCCCAAGCGCAAACUGGGCAUCUUCCUGGGCCUGCUGGCCUGCUUCGGCGUCACUACCCUCUUCCUGGUGGUGCGCUUCAUCGGCAAGUCCGAGGCGCCCAUCACGAUCACACUCUACCUCCCCAUGGUGGCCAUCGUCAUCAGCGGCGUGCCCCUCGCCUUCGGUUUCCCCCAGGCCAUUGUCUGGAACGUCCGGCCCUUCGACAUGGGCCUGAUCGUCCUCUACACCCUCCUCUCGAUCAUCGCCCAGCUGCUGAACGCCCGCGCCAUGCAGCUGUCCUCGGCCACGUUGACUUCCACAAUCAACUCGCUGGAGCUGGUGCUGGGCCGCGUGGGGGACGUGCUGAUCUUCCACACGGUCGGAGUCACCGCCCUGGCGAUGGUGGGCACGGGGCUGAUGUUCGUGGGUGCCGUGACGGUGGCCCUGGGCGGGGGGCGGGGCAAGGAAGGCGUGGAGCGGAGCGCCGCCAGCCGGCGGGACAGCGGGAGCAGGGCGGGCGAGGCGUGGCGGGAGGCGCCGUAG
Messenger RNA from Ostreobium quekettii, 960 nucleotides. NCBI's taxonomy places the organism in Eukaryota, Viridiplantae, Chlorophyta, Ulvophyceae, Bryopsidales, Ostreobiaceae. The record is from the annotation of a GenBank genome assembly.